UUAUGUGGAGUUUCAAACAGCAGGUCUGUCAAAGACUAGGAGGUCAGGUCCUCCACGGUUAAGAGGCUACCAAGGACUGAAGCUCUCUGUCCAAUAGUGACUCUUGAAGCAUAUGAGAAGGUCACUCAACCAUUCCGAGGUGAUACCACUAUGGAAAAGUCAUCUCAACUCUUCUUGUCUCUUAAGAAGCCUCAUAAUCAGUACUAUUGGUCGGUGGAUAAAAUCUCUUUUGACUGAUGCUGGUGUUAACACCUCUAUUUUUGGUGCUCAUUCCACAAGAGCUGCCUCCAGUUCAGCAGCCAAGAAGGUAGGAGUACCUCUUAUUGAUAUAAUGAAAGCAGCUGGAUGGUCUAGAUCCUCCACCUUUGAACGGUUUUACUACAAACCUAUCUUAUCUCCUCAGGUUGGAGACAUUUUGCUUUCAUCAGAGGUCCCCUCUAGUGAUGACCUGGGGGCAGUUCGUAGCUGUAUGACAAUUUUCUUGGUCUAAUGGUGUUCCUGACUGUUUGUCAUUGGACUAAUACUAGUACUACUAUUAUUAUUAUUACUACUAUGUUGUUCAUGAGAAUUAUCUAGAAAGCUAACUCUAAUUGUUCUUUUGCUAUUGGUCUCUUCAUAUUAUUAUUUUGAUUAUUAUUGGCAUACCUGUUUAUAUUAUGUAGUGUUAUCUUAUU
Amphimedon queenslandica is the source of this 674-nucleotide messenger RNA. RefSeq lists its product as uncharacterized. Gene Ontology annotation, biological process: DNA integration; DNA recombination. NCBI's taxonomy places the organism in Eukaryota, Metazoa, Porifera, Demospongiae, Haplosclerida, Niphatidae. The transcript has 2 exons. Gene Ontology annotation, molecular function: DNA binding. The record is from RefSeq and is a predicted model, not a curated record. The coding region runs from base 113 to 490 and encodes 125 amino acids.